This is a messenger RNA of Scylla paramamosain (green mud crab), 5543 nucleotides long. RefSeq lists its product as uncharacterized. The record is from RefSeq and is a predicted model, not a curated record. The coding region runs from base 2818 to 4782 and encodes 654 amino acids. NCBI's taxonomy places the organism in Eukaryota, Metazoa, Arthropoda, Malacostraca, Decapoda, Portunidae. The transcript has 10 exons.
GACGCGUGGACGGCGCUGAUGGCGGCCAGAACCUCUUGGCGGUCUUGGUCACACACGGCCAGGCUGAGCCACUCCAGGCCCCGGUACUCCCUGCAGCAGCUGUGUGCCGGCACCACUUAGGUGACCCGUGAACCAGCGAAGAAACAGUUGGGCAAAAUAGUAAUGUCAGAAGUAAGAGUAAGCUGUGAAGGAAGAACAUCUGUCAUAAAGUGUUACUGGAGGCACGAAAAUGUCAAAGAAGUGCAAAGACAAUUCAGAAGACACUUUGACAGGGAUCCACCAAGGUGACUCGCCAUUGCUCGCAUCACAGCUACGUUUGUACCAGAUGAAAUUGUUCACGACCUUCAUAAGCAGGCAAACAGUUGGGCAAAAUAAUAAUGUCAGAAGUAAGAGUAAGCUGUGAAGGAAGAACAUCUGUCAUAAAGUGUUACUGGAGGCACGAAAAUGUCAAAGAAGUGCAAAGACAAUUCAGAAGACACUUUGACAGGGAUCCACCAAGAAACAGUUGGGCAAAACUAUAAUGUCAGAAGUAAGAGUAAGCUGUGAAGGAAGAACAUCUGUCAUAAAGUGUUACUGGAGGCACGAAAAUGUCAAAGAAGUGCAAAGACAAUUCAGAAGACACUUUGACAGGGAUCCACCAAGAAACAGUUGGGCAAAAUAAUAAUGACAGAAGUAAGAGUAAGCUGUGAAGGAAGAACAUCUGUCAUAAAGUGUUACUGGAGGCACGAAAAUGUCAAAGAAGUGCAAAGACAAUUCAGAAGACACUUUGACAGGGAUCCACCAAGAAACAGUUGGGCAAAACUAUAAUGUCAGAAGUAAGAGUAAGCUGUGAAGGAAGAACAUCUGUCAUAAAGUGUUACUGGAGGUACGAAAAUGUCAAAGAAGUGCAAAGACAAUUCAGAAGACACUUUGACAGGGAUCCACCAAGAAGCAGUUGACCAAAAUAAUAAUGACGGAACUAAGAGUAAGCUGUGAAGGAAGAACAUCUGUCAUAAAGUGUUACUGGAGGCACGAAAAUGUCAAAGAAGUGCAAAGACAAUUCAGAAGACACUUUGACAGGGAUCCACCAAGAAACAGUUGGGCAAAAUAAUAAUGUCAGAAGUAAGAGUAAGCUCUGAAGGAAGAACAUCUGUCAUAAAGUGUUACUGGAGGCACGAAAAUGUCAAAGAAGUGCAAAGACAAUUCAGAAGACACUUUGACAGGGAUCCACCAAGAAACAGUUGGGCAAAACUAUAAUGUCAGAAGUAAGAGUAAGCUGUGAAGGAAGAACAUCUGUCAUAAAGUGUUACUGGAGGUACGAAAAUGUCAAAGAAGUGCAAAGACAAUUCAGAAGACACUUUGACAGGGAUCCACCAAGGCAACCCACACGUGCGUUCAAGUCAGCGACCACUAUGGCACCGUCACAGUCGGUCACCUGCCCCUCCCACAGCAGCGCCGGGUCGUGGUAGGGCGAGUCGACCGGUGGGAUAUACAUGGCGCCAAGCCUCAUCCCAGGGCAGCAGGACAGCUCGACCCAUGUUUGUCCUUCUGCUGCAAUGUUGGCACAUGUGAUAUAUGGCACCAACGCACACUUCACCAACAUCAUAAUUCCUCCUCUCCGACUAUUUUGUUUACUUUUAUUCAUAUAUAAAUCAAAACCAAGCAAGCUACUAAUUAACGUUACUUAAUUUCAGUGAUCCAUAUCAUGUCAAAUUCUAAAGCAACAUUUAUCACUUCAGGGCUUUGGAGCUUAUUUUUCACACCACAGAUAUUACAAGCACAUAUUUUCAAUUGUCCAUUCCAAUUCUUUCCAUGCCAAAAUUUGGGAAAUACCUAUCAGUCACAACACAACACGCAGCAAUACUCGCCGCCGCCAGUCAUACGUAAUUUCCACUCCCUGGUUGUCUGGUUUCUGCUUCUCAUUUUCUCGGGUCCUCAGUCUUGUCGUUUCUCUCCUCGCCGCCGGAUGAGCGUCCUUCUUCACGCAAAUCCGUUCAAAGUUUCUUCCUGUAUCCUUCAGGUUCUUCGCCACUCGCAAGAUGUCGCUCCGUUGAUCUUGACUCUCCAGCGUUACGUGAAUAGGGCGACUCCUCCGUGCUUCAGGCUGUCCAAGUCGUAUUGUUGUCGGUGCGUAUCGGUCCGGCGUAACCCGCGGCUUCCAGCACUGUCUUGAUCUUCUCUCCUUCUGUCGUUCCCAGGCCGUCGUCAUCCUCCGAGACCCCAGUUAUAACCAAGUGCCGCACCCUUUCUUUGGCGCCAAGGGAUUCUAGGAACCGGUUUUGCUGGUGGAUAAUCAUGUAGGCUUCAUCGAGUGUUGUAUUCAGUGAUUCUAUUUCUUUCUUCAUCUCCUUCACAGCUGCCAAAUCUUCUGGAAUAUUUCUUAUUUCUUCGAGUAAUUCAGAGCUCGGUGGCUGCUCUUCAUGAGGCUGAUGUGCAACAGUUGUUCUCAGUGCACAUUUUAGUUGCGCCGCUGUCAGUUUAUUGAUCUCCGUAGCAGACAAUGCCUUCACUGUGUUUACAGUCAUAACUAGCCAUCUUGGACAAACAAACAAGUAUCCUGUUAAGUCUUUGCACCCCGUUUUCUUCAGUGGCUUGGCGUCGCCGUUACCAUGGCAACGGUUUUCACAGCGGUGCAGAGGGGAUGGGACCGGUGUUGAUUGGCCACAUUAUAUUCUAGCUUCUAACUACCGGCUAGCUUUCUUCAGUGGGCUACAAGUAACUGCGUCUUGGCUGCACUCUACCCUCGAGCAGCUCCUUAGGCAAUAUAUUGCCUGAUCUAAGCCUGCAUGGCAGCAGAAUCUUGGCAAAACUUGGAGCUCUAUCCAGGUCUGUUUGUUGAUGUUUGCAGCGCCAUCUACACUGUGCCUUAAGACUUUGAAACUAUUUCGGAACCACACGAUGCAGGACUACCAGCUCUGCCAUCACCUCAGGACAGGACGCAGGAAGGGGGGGAAGGGCGGAGUGGCCGUUUUCUCCCAAUCUCCCCUCAGUCCCUCACACCUGCCUGUCAACAUUCCUGCCGGAGUAGAGGCCCUGUGGGUGAGAGUUACGCCCCCCUGCCAUCUCAGCAACACGGCCUCCAUCAUCGUGUGCGUCGUGUACCACCCCCCACGAGCCACCACAGCACAGUUACUCACCACUCACAUCAGUGACACUGCUGAGGCCCUAAGUGUGAGGUAUCCUGUUGCCAAGCUGGUCAUCUGUGGGGACUUUAACGGAUUGUAUAUCAGCGAUAUCCUACACCAGCUACACCUCACCCAGGUCGUGGACUUCCCUACCACCCAGCAAGCCACCCUCGACCUUAUACUGACAGACCUAGGCCAGCAGUACUCGCUCCCCAAGCCGCUGCCUCCCAUGGGACGGAGCACCCACCUCUCCAUACUGUGGACACCCACAGGACCCACCACCUCGACCCCCCGGCCAGCUAUCACCAGGACCCACCGCCCCAUGCCUGAGUCAGCCUUGAGGGAGUUUGGGCAGUGGGUGACACAACACCCGUGGACCGAGGUGCUGGAUGUGGAGGACGUCCACUCAAAAUGGCACAAUUACGUCGCCACCACCACAGAAGCCUUCCACCGCUACUUCCCAGCCAAGAGCGUCACAGUGCACACAUCUGAUGCCCCCUGGAUGACGCCCCGCAUUAAAAGACUCAUGCAUCAGAGGACGUGGUCGUUCCAUUCCUGCCCGGACCUAUACGGGAAGCUAAGAAACAGAGGGAUCAGGGAGAUUAAGGCUGCCAAGGCAAGCUAUUACCCGGACAAGAUACACCACUUCAAGCAGGCCAACAACAGACAGUGGUACGCUAGCAGCAAAGCUUUGUGUGGCCUACAAAAGCACACUUCAUCUCUUCCUUGCACCUCACACCUUCCUGCUAAUCUCGCGGCUCAGGAGAUGAACGACCACUUUGCCGCUAUCUGUCACACCUGCCCUCCCCUCCACACCACUCCGCUUCCUGCCCAUCUUCCCGCCCCCUCCCCUUCCCCUACUGUACUGGCGAUAGAUGUUUUUAAGAGGAUACUUAAAGAUACCAAGAUACCAAGAUACCAAGGAUACUUAAAGAUACCAAGAUCCACCACACCCACUGACCUUCCCAUAUGGGAAGAGCCAGCAACACCGCUAUGCCCCAUAAUAAACGCCUCUCUUUCCCAACACUCUUGCCCCGCGGACUGGAAGACAUCUUACGUCUCUCCCAUCCGCAAAGCUUCCAGUCCACAGUCCCUCGGUGACCUCAGGCCAGUCUCUAUCACCCCCAUCCCUAGCUUUAUUUGUGAAGAUUUUGUGUAUGACUGGGCCUACACCAAAACUUGUUAUACCGUGGAUAUCAGACAGUUUGGAAAUAUUAAAGCCACCUCCACCUCCCAUUACCUGACCAGCUUCUUUGACUUCAUCCACAGCCACCUGGACAAGCGAAACACCUCUCUACCUGUUGCUUUUGUGGACUUCAAAAAAGCUUUUGAUCUUGUUGAUCAACUUUGUUGUCUUCAGCAAGGCAAUGAGUCUGGGUCUCCCUCCCAACCUGGCAGCGUGGCUAGCCAACACCCUCUCAGGGAGGCGUCAGGCCGUUCGCUAUCAGGGUCUGUCUCUAAUAUCCAACAGCUGACAUGUGGGGUCCCCCAGGGAACCAAGAUGAGCCCACUAUGCUUCCUCCUCCUCACUAACGACGCCCUCACUGACACCCCCAUGGCUGGAAGUGUGUGUACGACUGCACCGUGGGCGUCCCAGUCUCCACCAGGAACCCGGACUACUUGCCACUCCAAGUCAUUUUGGAGCGACUGCAGACAUGGACGGAGGAGAGCAGGAUGACCAUCAACCACAGCGAAACUGUGGUGAUGCAUUUCUGUACCUCCUCUGUACCAGUGCCCUCUCCCCAGCUCACAGUGGGCUCUCACCCCCUCCAGGUGGUCCGAUGUGCCUCUGGAUGUGCUUCUCGGAGUCACGGUGGACGACCAGCUGACCUGGAAGCAGCAUGUCGCCAGCACCGUAAGAUCCGCUACCUACAAGCUGUACAUGAUGCGCAGACUCAGGUCACUGGGGACACUGACAGACGAGUUAAGGGGAGUGUGCCUCACCUUCAUCCUCCCCAAACUCAUGUACGCCUCCCCAGCGUGGUCCUCCUCCCUCACACACACUCAACAGCUCCAGCUGGAGAGAGUGCAGAAGAGGGCAUGCAGGGUCAUCUUUGUCCCUGCCUACACCACCUGUGAUGAAGCCCUGACCACCCUGAGUCUGUUCAGACGUCCAGACUAUCCACCAGGCACCGAGAGGCUCUGGAGAAGUUUGGAAGGGGACUUCUGCAUCAUCCACGCCUCAGACACCUGCUGCUGCCUAAUGCACCUCGCCUGGUCCGUGCCACCAGACACCACAACAAGAUAACGCCCCUAAAGGCGCCGCGCACGGACCGGUACAGACUCAGCGCGAUUCCCACCAUGGUGCGAGCCAUCAAUCAACAGUAUUCCUCUUCUAUAUUAAGCUUAGCUUCAGGAUUAAUGUUAAGUAUUUUCCCAUCCCCUCUGAACAUUUUCAGUUUGUAAAUUGCCUUAUUAAUAAACUAUUUAUUAUUAUUA